ACGAAAGCGACACCGACAUGACGAUGCGCGGAUUGGAGACGUGGACAAGAUAUGAACAACAAGCCAAGAACGUCAUCAAUGCAACGAAAACGAUAGGCAUAUUAAUAAAUAUUAGUACAGCAACAGCACCACACUUGUUGGUUAGACUGAGUCUGGGACGUAAUGUCGUCCAUACUUGGUAAUCUUAAUCUAUCAUCAUGUCAUCCACAGGUGGAUAGACUUACAGGUAAAUUUGCAAGGAAUACGGGCGAGGAGCACAGGCGUUAGUAGUAAAAGUAAUAGGAAGAAUGGACGAGCUUGCGCUUGCGCUAUGUAGUCAUUGCUCAGGGUCCAGGUGCAGCUGUGGCAGCUGGUGCUGCUCACUGUCAACCAUCGCACAUCUCACUCAUGCUCAAGAAUUAUCCCAGAGACUAGGAACACUCAGUGGCUACGAUACCUGAGCCGAACUCGAGAGGAUAAAAAAAGCAGAGUCUGUCUGUUGUGAGUAUGUUUUUGGUUUGUUUCGCCGCUAAUAAAAAGUCGCCCUUCUUCUUCGCGAGCGGUUGCGAAAGGAUCGGCGGACGUAUCGUUGGCACCUGCGGACCAGAAGGGUCACGGGGGCAAUGCGGCUGCUGCCCUUGCAGAUGACGAGAUAAGAGGUGAGUGCUGCGUUGAUUGUAGUCUAGCUAAAGCUAAUUCUCAUAUGAUAUUAGAAUUACGACAAACGAAGGGUCACGCUCUGCAAUCAUCAAAUGACCGCACGGCACUCCUGGCUUUUAUCAUACUUAGUUAUCCACUUGCACUUCUAUUUUUCGCAUUCCAUUGUAAUACAUUGACUCACUCCAUCUUUCGAUCCACAAAUGAGAAUCUCGGCCGUUGCCGUUGGCGUUGCGUCCCUUGUUCUCGUGCUGUUGGAGUUUUCAGCGAGAAGGAGGGCGCGAUCAAGAUAUUGUAUUGACUUGAAUCAUGUAUUUUCAGGAAUCAAUAGACCGAAUCGCGAAGCUGGGAGGAGGGAUGAAGUAGCUUAGUUACUCUGAAUUUAAGGUCUACCCUCUGAUAUAUGUCCUUACCUUUUCUUCUACAUAAUGAUAAUAAACACAUAUUUAGCAACAUGAUGAAUGAUGGUGCAGUGCAAGAAGACUUGCACUUGAAGUGCCAGCACCUUGAGUUUUCGAUUGUGAUGUGGACGAUACUUGUUAAUUUAUUGCUCUCGAUAACUAAAAAUGUAACAGUAACUGACUGCCAUUGUCGCGUCAGUCAUCGUGUAGUUGGCUUCGCUCCAUCCUUGUUGUAGCCAUCCUUCUUCGCCGCGUGCGAGGACGAGAAGUAGGAUGUAGGCUUGCGAUUAUUUGAAAAAAAAAGCCUCCUUGGAGGAAAAUUAACCAUCUUUGAGGGAAGAAUGCAAAUGCCACUUCAUCAACUUCUGGGGGCUAGGAGCCACCCGCUUGUUGAUCGUUAGUUUCAGCAGAAUGAAACAAAUACAGACGACGGUACAACUUUCUUCCGUUUACAUUCUUUGUACAUCAUCGUGGAUGUGUUUCUCUUGUUAUGUUAAGUUGCAGCGUAGCAAGCAAUAGCAAACGCAAAGAAAAGGAACAAGUCAGAAAGUUAUUGGCUCCGGGGAGAGUUGUUUUAGGC
Molecule: messenger RNA, 1617 nt
Organism: Amoebophrya sp. A120
Lineage: Eukaryota; Dinophyceae; Syndiniales; Amoebophryaceae
Source: the annotation of a GenBank genome assembly